This is a messenger RNA of Solenopsis invicta (red fire ant), 1041 nucleotides long. RefSeq lists its product as uncharacterized. NCBI's taxonomy places the organism in Eukaryota, Metazoa, Arthropoda, Insecta, Hymenoptera, Formicidae. Bases 522 to 902 code for a protein of 126 amino acids. The transcript has 2 exons. The record is from RefSeq and is a predicted model, not a curated record.
UUUUCCCAGGUUGAGGAAAUAAAUGAAAAAUAAACAUUUAAAAAACAUUUUAGUUUCAUAUCGCGUCACGCUUCGCGCUACUUUUGCAAACUCCACGCAUGCGCGUGUGAGACCAGUGAGACAAAUCAGACAAAUUUGCAUGGCAACACUCAAGUUGUCUUUUGUUCUCUCGUUAUAUGGUCGCAUACGCCGGUCGCGGAAUACGCAGUUCAGUUCGUGAUACAGUGUGGGGUCGUUUUGUGUUUGAACGUUUUUUGAAAAAAAGGAUCCACUUGGUAAGUACAGUUAAAUAUCUACUUUCUAAAUUUGUCUUCCUUGAACUUUCUACAAAAUAUUCUCUCUUUUGUAAAAAGUCACUUGACAUAGUCUAUAGUGCCCAUAUACCCAGCAAUCUUCUAUAAUUUGUACACAUUCUUCUGUUCUAUUUCUAGAUUUUCAUCAUUGGACAUAUCACGUAGACCUAUUCUCUAACUCGCUAGCGACAAUCCGGUAUUGUUAGUGUCGUUGCGCAUUUUUUUACCAUGACAUGUAUAAUAUCUACGCAACGACGCUGUAACGAUAUUGAAUUGUCGCUAAAGAGUUACAGAAUAGGCCUACAAGAGCUACUGCCGGGAUUCUUAUGGACUGCAAAGGCCAGUAAUAAAAUAAUUAUUGCAAAUACACACACUAAUAAAGUAUUCGGAUAUCACGAGCAGUUGUGUGUGUGUGUGUGCGUGUACGAAAAGGAGACGGGGGAUCGACCCUUGAAACUAACAGAGAGGAAGGGCAUGCCGGAGCAUUACGUCGCAUGCGAGAAGGAGAGAAGAUUUUCGUCAUUGGAUAUAUCAUUGCAUGUUGCUUCGUAUCGCAUCACGCUAGUGUGCAGAAGCCAUUGGAUUCUUACAGACUGCAAGGGCUUGUGAUAAAGUAAUCACACACACUAUUAAAGUAUUCGGAUUUCACGAGCGACUGUGUGUAUGCGUGUACGAAAAGGAGUCGAGGGAUCGACUCUCGAAAUAACCAAUUUUUCUAAGGAAAAAUUAUUUGUUGCACCAAGUCAUC